CAGCCUCUAGGAUCCAGCACGGCUCGCGGGUGAGGAAGAAACCCGACCCAAGCCUUUCAGCAGAGCUCCUAGAGGAAAGGCAGGAAGGAGGACCAGGAGGCAUCGGUGCUUCUCACUCUCUUGCCCAGAGAGGUCUGAAUUGGGGGGAAGAUCAGAAUCUUCAGAACCGGGAGGAAGUGGUGAUCAUGGAGACAGAUUUGGCCGAAAUGCCCAAGAGAGCUCUGUCUUCCCAGGAUUCUUCCUUUUCCCAAGAGAAUAGCACAGAGGAGGGAGAAGUGGCAGCUCUGCGCCUCACAGCCAGAUCCCAGGCAUCAGUGACAUUCAAGGAUGUGGCCAUGGACUUUACCCCAGAGGAGUGGGGGAAGCUGGAUCCUGCACAAAGGGACGUGAUGCUGGAGAACUAUAGGAGCCUGGUCUCGCUUUGGCUUCCAGUUUCCAAGCCUGAGAACUACGAUUUGGAGAAUGGAAAAGAACCAUUGAUGCUUGAGAGAAAAGUCCCCAAAAGCGGCUAUUCAGACUUGGAGACUAGACCUGAGAGCAAAGAUGCAACUUCAAUGCAAGAUUUUUCUAAAGAAGAAUCAUGCCAGGUUGCAAUGACAGACAGACUGACAAGGAAUAGUGUCUAUGACUCCAACUUGGAAACAACACUUGAAUGUGAAAAUUGGUUAGAGAAUCAGCAAGAUCAGGAGAGACGCUUGAGAGAAAUGUUCACUCAUGUGGACUCACUCUCUGAAGAAAGAGCUCAUGAGCAUGAUGUUUAUUGGAAAAACUGUAGUCAGAAGUCUGUCCUUCUCACUCAAGACAGAGUUCACAAAGGAUCCUAUGCCUUUCAAACACUUGAAAAAAGACUGAAACAAAAAUCAAACUUAAUGAAAAAGCAGAGAACCUAUAAAGAGAAAAAACCUCAUAAAUGUAAUGAUUGUGGUGAGCUCUUCACUUACCAUUCGGUGCUUAUUCGACACCAGAGAGUCCAUACCGGAGAGAAACCCUAUAGCUGCAGUGAAUGUGGGAAAUCUUUUAGCCACAGAGCUAAUUUAACUAAACAUCAGAGAACUCAUACUAGAAUUCUCUUUGAGUGCAGUGAAUGCAAGAAAGCCUUCACAGAAAGCUCAUCCCUUGCAAUACAUCAGAGAAUUCACAUUGGAGAGAGACCUUAUGAAUGCAAUGAAUGUGGGAAAGGUUUUAAUCGAAGUACGCAUCUUGUGCAGCAUCAGUUGAUUCAUACUGGAGUGAAGCCUUAUGAAUGUAAUGAAUGUGAUAAAGCCUUCAUUCAUUCAUCAGCACUUAUUAAACAUCAAAGAACUCACACCGGAGAGAAACCCUAUAAAUGUCAGGAAUGUGGGAAAGCCUUUAGCCACUGCUCAUCUCUUACUAAACAUCAGAGAGUUCAUACUGGAGAAAAGCCAUAUGAAUGUAGUGAAUGUGGAAAAACUUUUAGUCAGAGCACACAUCUUGUUCAGCAUCAGAGAAUUCAUACUGGAGAGAAACCCUAUCAGUGUAAUGAAUGUGGGAAAACCUUCAGCCGGAGCUCAAAUUUUGCCAAACAUCAAAGAAUUCAUAUUGGAAAGAAACCAUACAAAUGUAGCGAAUGUGGAAAAGCCUUCAUUCAUUCAUCAGCUCUUAUUCAACACCAGAGAACUCAUACUGGAGAGAAACCUUAUAGAUGUAAUGAAUGUGGGAAAAGCUUUAAGUGCAGUUCAUCCCUCAUCAGACAUCAAAGAAUUCACACUGAAGAACAACCUUGAAAAAUUACUGAAUGUGAAGAAAUGUAAGUUGGCUUUAUCACUGUGUUAAAUACCUGAGUGUUCAGGUGGAAAACCCAUAAAAUGGUGCUUGAGGACCAAUUGUGUAUGCAUCUAAAUUUACUGGCAUAAUACAUAGUUUUAAGCCAUAGAAGAAUGUUCCUUAUAUCCAUUGAUUUCAUAAUUUUGAAAGCUUUUAGACAGAGAUCUCAAAUUUUGAUCCAUAACCCGCCCCCGCCAAAUACCCUUUUGUGGAAAUUCAAGAAAUUUUUGAGAGCGGGUAGCAAUAUAAUCGUGAAAUCCAGCUCCUCCCACUCUGUCACAUCAAAACCCUGUUAUAGCUUCUCACUUUGUGAGGAAUUUUUAUUUGGUAGGUUAGCUGGAGGUUUCAUAUCCUUAUCAUUGGGAAGACAGCGUUGUUUCUCUUUGAAUCCAAAGUAGAGAUCCAGAUACACAGAUAGUGUCAUUUCUCCAGAGAGCAUCAUUUCUUUUACAUUAGCAAUAAAAACUUAAGAGUUGAGUUGACAUAUGCUCUGGAUUCUCACCCUCCUCCAAGAAGCUACUGUCUAAUUUGAUGAACAUAAAUAGAAUGUAUUUACAGCAGGUUCUAAGUUAUGUUCACACAGAUUAUGCUGGUCAUAGAUUUAGAUAAUUGCUGUCUCUGGAAUUUACCCUAAAGUAGAGAUUGGGUCAAAAUCUUGACUGUAGUUUUUGAUCAAGUCCCUCUUUUCUUAUCCUUGGCAUUGAAUGAAUCCUUGGUUUUCUAUAAUCACAGUGUUAGGGAAAUUUCAUUUCUUUACAUUAUUCUGCUUUCUGUAAACUGUGCUUUGUCACUUUGAGAAAAAACCUCUGGGAUGUUGAGGGUCUGAAAAGUUGAUGGGUUCAAUGUAUUAUUAUAUUUAGGGUCCCAGUCAAGAAGAACGGAAGCAGCUGUGAGACACAAGGACAUACCUUCCUGUCAGAUAUGGAAAAUAGCUCACAGGACAGUGACUCACUUGAGGAUAAGCAGCUUCCCUCCAUGAAGAAGAAGUUGCCAUUUCUCUGGCCUUCAUGUUUACCCACAUUUUUUGUUGUUGUUCUUGUCUUCCCUAUAUGUUGGCUGAUCUUUGGUAUAUCCCAGAGCCCUAAAGAAGGUAGAAAAGGCAUGAAACCAUGAUGACAUAUUGACAUAAGUUACGUGGGUGACCAAAGACCAGUAGUGGGAUGGGAAACACAAAAGCAAAAGUUCAAAUAAAUAUUUAGCAAAACACUAUACAAAUGUCAGUUAUUGUUGUUAU
This is a messenger RNA of Ceratotherium simum simum (southern white rhinoceros), 3019 nucleotides long. The record is from RefSeq and is a predicted model, not a curated record. NCBI's taxonomy places the organism in Eukaryota, Metazoa, Chordata, Mammalia, Perissodactyla, Rhinocerotidae.